Molecule: messenger RNA, 1822 nt
Organism: Cylas formicarius (sweet potato weevil)
Lineage: Eukaryota; Metazoa; Arthropoda; Insecta; Coleoptera; Brentidae
Product: zinc finger and BTB domain-containing protein 24-like
Exons: 9
Coding region: 223-1617 (464 amino acids)
Biological process (GO): regulation of transcription by RNA polymerase II
Molecular function (GO): RNA polymerase II cis-regulatory region sequence-specific DNA binding; protein binding; DNA-binding transcription factor activity, RNA polymerase II-specific
Source: RefSeq, a predicted model, not a curated record
CGAUACGACGGCGGAGACCCCCCCCGGGUGGCGGGGUAGUCGUGCGGGCCGCCUCGUUCCGUGUAUAGCGCCGCGUCCCACGCCGUUAUUUUCUUUAAAAUAAUUAUUUAAAAAUAUUUUGCGAUUCGUUCCGUCUCGCCCGUGGCACGUUUUAAAUAAUUAAUUAUUUUUUACGUCGGGCGUCACCUCGGUUUGGGUUAUAAUCGGCUCGCCGCUCGCAAGAUGAAGACGCCGUCGACGAAGUCAGUCCGGCUGUUCAGCGACCGCCACAUCGAGAACCUCGAGAACAUCUUCAGGAAGCUGUUUAAAGAGCAAUUGUUAACCGACGUGACGAUCCACUGCAGGGACGGUUCGGUGAAAGCCCACAAGGUGGUGCUGGCAGCGUCGAGCGCAUAUUUCCGUCGCGUAUUCACCGCGCACACCGAACCUCAAGUCGCUUACGUCAUGCACGGGGUCACGUGCGGCCUGAUGGCCAGCCUCGUCGAGCUGAUUUACAGGGGCAGCACCGAAAUCGCCAACGACACGAUGGGCAAUUUUUACGACUUAGUCGACGAUCUCGAAGUGAAGGGCGUCAGUUGCGACGAGAAAUCUCCCACCGGCAGGGACACUCGCUUCAAGGGACUGAAACGGGUGGCGGUGAAUUUCGGCGAGGAAGAUGAGAACGUGCAGUCGGCCAAAUUGUUCGCCGCCGCUACCGCCGCCGAGAAAUCGGUCAGGAAAUUCGUAGAUAACGAGACGUCUACGAGCAGCCCCGAGUCGGCCGCCUUGUCGCCGACGGAGACGCCUAGCACUCCCCUAUCACCGGAAAGCGCCAAAAGGACCGCAUGGGCACUGAAGCAGCGCAAAUACAAGUGCGAACUGUGCCCCAGCAGCUUUAAGCGGGCCUCCCACUUGACACGGCACCAGCUGGUGCACACCGGGGAACGGCCCUAUCCUUGCACCCUGUGCGAUAAGGCGUUCUCCAGGCCCGACAAGUUGAAGCAGCACGUGCGCAAAGCGCACGAGAUGAUUGACCCUUACCCCGACGACUUGGUGUCGGAUUCCUUAUACACCAUAGGUCACGUGAAACUUUUUGCCUCGUCGGGGGAUCACGAAGAGGAGGAGCGACCCAUCACGAGGGAGGACUGCCCUCCGAAACCAGUCGUCGAAGCACCGCAACCUCCGAAGCCGACGCCGGCGGCGGCGGUGCCGCAAAAGAAGGGACGCGGUCGACCUAGGAAAUACCCGCCCACGCCGAAGCCGCUGUUCAAGCGGCCACGGGGACGCCCCCGGAUCAAUCCCCUCGCCAGCCGGACUGUCGCGCGCAACGCCGCCCCCUCAGCCAACCCGUCCGUCCCCAAAGAGAACUACGACAUCACCAACAUGCCCUACGGCGACAUCGAGUACCUGACGAAACACAUUUUGCCUUUAGACAACAACGAGGACCAUCCGAGUGCGGUAGAAUCAAAUCUAAUGGAACCGCUGGUAGAAAUCAACAUGGAACCGGAACGUCCGGAAAACACGGAAUUGUCGUGCGCCACCGCCAAGUCGUUCUUGAGUCACAUAGGACUGUUGGAGACCAGCUCCAUGAGGAAGAUCGGAGAGUGCACCAUAUCCGUCACGACGACGAGUUCUUAAUAGCGGAAAACUUUCCAAAACGUUUUUUUUAAGUGUUUCUUUUGUUAACGAUCGUGUUUUUUCGCUAUGCAAGCGGAAAUUUGUCCCAAGCGGAGAAAAUUUCAAAAGUUUAAUUUCCUGUUAUUUUUGUUUUGUUUUUGUUAUUAGGCAUUUCUAGUUUGUAACAAUUUCAAUUACCCAAUUGAAUAUUCAAUAAUAAAAUUUG